Molecule: messenger RNA, 1539 nt
Organism: Polyodon spathula (Mississippi paddlefish)
Lineage: Eukaryota; Metazoa; Chordata; Actinopteri; Acipenseriformes; Polyodontidae
Product: ceramide glucosyltransferase
Exons: 9
Coding region: 93-1277 (394 amino acids)
Biological process (GO): glucosylceramide biosynthetic process
Cellular component (GO): membrane
Molecular function (GO): ceramide glucosyltransferase activity
Source: RefSeq, a predicted model, not a curated record
UUGGGGCUGUGUUUCUGCUGAAUGGUCUGUUUUUUCAGUCGCCUCACAGAGUUCCUGUGGAAAGUACAGAUCGGAGUGCUUACCAGACAGACAUGGCCCUACUAGAACUUGCCAUGCAGGGGCUCGCCAUCUUCGGAUUCAUCCUUUUUCUCGUGCUGUGGUUUAUGCACUUCAUGUCCAUCAUUUAUGUACGUCUUCAUCUCAACAAGAAAGCCUCUGACAAACAGCCCUACAGCAAGCUUGCAGGCGUCUCAUUGCUGAAGCCCUUGAAAGGAGUGGACCCCAACCUCAUCAGCAACCUAGAAACCUUCUUCGAGUUGGAUUAUCCCAGAUAUGAAGUGCUCCUUUGUGUCCAAGACCAUGAUGAUCCAGCCAUCGAUGUAUGUAAAAAGCUGCUGGGCAAAUACCCAAAUGUGGAUGCCAGGCUAUUUAUAGGUGGUAAAAAAGUUGGCAUUAACCCAAAAAUAAACAACUUAAUGCCAGGAUAUGAAGUAGCCAAGUAUGACCUGGUUUGGAUCUGUGACAGUGGUAUUCGAGUGAAACCAGACACUUUGACAGACAUGGCCAAUCAGAUGACAGAAAAAGUGGGUCUAGUCCACGGGCUCCCAUAUGUAGCAGACAGACAAGGCUUUGCAGCCACUUUAGAACAGGUGUAUUUCGGCACAUCUCACCCACGUUCCUAUAUCUCGGCUAAUGUUACUGGCAUUAAAUGUGUAACCGGAAUGUCUUGCUUGAUGAGGAAGGAUGUGCUCGAUCAAGCAGGGGGCCUCAUUGCUUUCGCACAGUACAUCGCAGAAGAUUACUUUAUGGCCAAAGCCAUUGCUGACAGGGGGUGGAAGUUUUCCAUGGCAACACAAGUAGCAAUGCAGAACUCUGGUUCUUACUCAAUUUCUCAGUUCCAAUCGCGAAUGAUCAGAUGGGCCAAACUACGAAUUAACAUGCUUCCAGCCACGAUUAUCUGCGAGCCAAUCUCGGAGUGCUUUGUGGCUAGCCUAAUAAUCGGCUGGGCAGCUCAUUAUAUUUUCAGAUGGGACAUCAUGGUGUUUUUCAUGUGUCAUUGCCUAGCCUGGUUUAUAUCAGAUUACAUCCAACUCCGAGGAGUCCAGGGGGGAUCUCCGUGCUUUUCCAAACUUGACUAUGCCGUGGCGUGGUUCAUCAGAGAAUCCAUGACGAUACACAUCUUUUUAUCAGCCUUGUGGGACCCUACAAUCAGCUGGAGGACGGGGCGCUACAGGUUACGCUGCGGAGGCACAGCUGAGGAAAUCCUUGACGUAUAACUGCGAUAAAAACCUGGGACUAUGUAAAAGAAAAAAUACAACAAAUGCAAAAAAAUAUACAUUGUUUGUAUUGGGGGGGUGGGGGGACCCUGGAAACUUUUAAAUAAUUCAACCUUUGAUAGUUUUUACUUGUCUGUGUAAAAAGUGUUUAUUAUUUAUUUGUGUGGCACUUGCAGCUAGCUUUUUUAAGACUGUAAAUGUAGUUUCAUCACCCCUAAAAAGGUAGUUGGGGGGGACAGGACAACCAAGGAAAAAGGAACUU